Fonsecaea nubica is the source of this 1014-nucleotide messenger RNA. RefSeq lists its product as hypothetical. Gene Ontology annotation, molecular function: monoatomic ion transmembrane transporter activity. Gene Ontology annotation, biological process: monoatomic ion transport; mitochondrial transmembrane transport. The record is from RefSeq and is a predicted model, not a curated record. Gene Ontology annotation, cellular component: mitochondrial inner membrane. Bases 1 to 1014 code for a protein of 337 amino acids. NCBI's taxonomy places the organism in Eukaryota, Fungi, Ascomycota, Eurotiomycetes, Chaetothyriales, Herpotrichiellaceae. The transcript is spliced from 3 exons.
AUGUCCGCCUCACUUCCGGGCAAUAGAGAUCUUCCAGCAUCUCAAUAUGACCUCUCAACAUACUGGGGCCGUGUCAUGCAGUCGGCACAGAUAGCAGAUCCGAGAACACUAUUCGUUUCGUCCUCGGGCCUUGAACAGGCAAAGCGACUGGUUACAUCCUACAAGACUGGGGAGGCGAAGGUCAUGACGCCGGAGAUAUGGCAGGCUAAAAAGAUUGUGGAUUCAACACUACAUCCAGAUACCGGAGAACCAGUUUUCCUCCCUUUCCGCAUGUCCUGUUUCGUGAUCUCGAAUCUGGUCGUCACCGCUGGUAUGCUCACACCCAACCUGAGUAACACCGGUACUAUCGCUUGGCAAGUCAUAAAUCAGUCGCUCAAUGUCGCCAUCAACUCAUCCAACGCAAACAAAUCAUCACCGCUUAGUACAUCCACUUUGGUAAAAUCCUACGUGCUGGCAGUCUCUGCCUCAUGCUCUGUCGCUGUUGGGUUAAACUCUCUUGUUCCACGGUUGAAACGCCUCUCCCCAAACACCAGACUUGUCCUCGGUCGUCUAGUGCCCUUUGCAGCUGUCGCGAGCGCAGGCGUGUUGAACGUCUUUCUCAUGCGCUCCGAAGAAAUCCGCCGCGGGAUCGACAUUUUCCCUGUGCAAUCCGAGCAAGAAAAAGCCGAACGCGAGAAGACAGGCAAAGAAGUCGCAUCAUUGGGCAAAUCUCGCAAAGCUGCCAUUCUCGCCGUGGGCGAAACAGCAAUCUCUCGCGUCCUCAAUGCGACUCCAAUCAUGGUCAUUCCUCCCCUCAUCUUGGUCCGACUCCAGCAAACACAAUGGCUAAAGUCGCGGCCCAGGAUGGUUCUCCCCGUGAACCUAGGCUUGAUCCUGACCACUAGUAUCUUUGCCCUGCCCUUGGCGUUGGCGGCGUUCCCGCAACGACAGGCUGUCAGCGCGAGGAGCUUGGAGGAAGAAUUCUGGGACCGGGGCGGUGAAGGAGGCCUGGUGGAGUUCAACCGCGGGAUAUGA